AUGUCAAAAAUGGUUAAUCAAUUACAAACACCGCAAGAUUCACAAGAACUUCGGAAACAGCUGCGUCAGAUACAAAACUACACCCAAAAACUUGCCAAAGAUACUUCAAUCAUGCUGAUGGAUCUAAUGAAAAUGCCCGUGGAUAAACCAGAUCAGAAGCUAAACAAAGACAGGCUGAGUGAUGAAUAUAUGGCUACACUAAAUGCUUUUCAGGCAACCCAAAGAACUGCAGCCCAAAAGUCAAAAGAAGAUAUCAGAAAAGUUAAAGCGCAGAAUAUUAACAUUGGUGAUCCUUUUGCUGUUGGUGGAAACAAGGAAUUGUUGGAAUUAGGCGAACCACCAAAGAAACAGGAGCAAAUGACUAUGCAGUCAGAGCGAGAGCUUAUGGAGCUUGAACAGCGCGAGAGCGAUAUAAGACAAUUGGAGAGUAACAUAAUGGAUGUCAACCAAAUAUUCAAGGAUCUCGGAACUAUGAUACAUGAUCAAGGUACUGUGGUGGACUCUAUUGAAUCAAAUGUAGAGUGUACAUUGCAAAAUGUCGAAAAUGCCACACAGGAAUUGAGUACCGCUGCUACAUAUAAGAAUAAGCUGCGUAAGAAGAAAGUCUACCUGACGUUGAUACUCAUAAUAGUGAUAUCUAUUAUUUUUAUUAUUAUUUUCCAUAAUUAG
Pieris macdunnoughi is the source of this 669-nucleotide messenger RNA. The record is from the annotation of a GenBank genome assembly. NCBI's taxonomy places the organism in Eukaryota, Metazoa, Arthropoda, Insecta, Lepidoptera, Pieridae.